Molecule: messenger RNA, 3336 nt
Organism: Penaeus indicus
Lineage: Eukaryota; Metazoa; Arthropoda; Malacostraca; Decapoda; Penaeidae
Gene: Eps-15
Product: epidermal growth factor receptor substrate 15-like 1
Exons: 19
Biological process (GO): endosomal transport; endocytosis
Cellular component (GO): cytoplasm; plasma membrane
Molecular function (GO): protein binding; calcium ion binding
Source: RefSeq, a predicted model, not a curated record
UGUUAUGGCAAGAUGGCCUCCCUACCAUCUCCCACCCAGGUGGCGGGGGAUCAUACAAGUGUCUUUGAAGCAUGGUACAAGAAAGUAGACCCCACUGGUAGUGGUAUAAUCCAGGCUGGACCAGCUGCGGGGUUCUUGAAAAAAUCUGGCCUCAAUGAUAACAUUCUUAGUCGAAUAUGGGACAUUAGUGACCCGGGCGGAAAAGGCUACCUGGACAAGGCUGGCAUGUUUGUAUCCUUGAAGAUGGUGGCAUUGGUACAAAACGGCAAGGAACCCAGCUUAGCGAACGUCAACUUGCCAACGCCUCCUCCAAAUAUGGGUGAACCUCCCCCACAUCCACCACCCCCAGUCAAACCAGCCCCCCCACACCACACUCCUGCGGCUGCCCCUGGAGUCUGGACCAUAACCCCGACAGAUAGAAUGCGCUACGACCAAAUAUUUAAUUCCUUGGGACCAGAAGCCAAUAAGCUUCAUGGCAAUAAGGUUAGAGGUGUUAUGCUCAACUCCAAGCUUCCUAUGGAAACACUUGGCAAGAUUUGGGACCUGUCGGACAUGGACAAGGAUGGCUCACUAGAUCGUGUAGAGUUCUCUAUUGCAAUGCAUUUAGUAUACAAGGUACUAGAAAACAAUCCCAUGCCAUCUGCUAUACCACAAGAGAUGCUCUCCAGUGCACAACGGGCUGGUGUCGCUCAGGGUCCUGUACCUGCUCCUCUUGCUCCUCCAUCUCAACUACAGCAAGCUGAUGCCAACAAGCAGCAGCCGAAGAUCUUAACCACUGAGAUUGAAGACAUCGAUGGGAAGCCCGCUGAAAAACCCUCAGGCCCCCCUCCAGCUCCCUGGGUGAUAAGCGCAGCUGAGAAGGCGAGAUACGACGUGAUGUUCCACAACGCGGAUCUGGACAAAGACGGCUUUGUGAGUGGGAACGAGAUUAAGGGCGUCUUCCUGCAGUCUGGCCUCCCGCAGAUGGUUCUAGCACACAUAUGGAACCUCUGUGACAUGAAGCAGACAGGGAAGCUGACCUCAGAGCAGUUUGCCCUGGCCAUGUGGCUCAUCCAGCAGAAGCUCAAUGGUACAGACCCCCCAGCCGCCCUCACCCCCGAGAUGGUGCCCCCUACCAUGAGGCCCAAGCCUUCCACUGAAUCCAAUGUUGUUCCAGCAAAGCCACAGUACAGCAACCCAGAGCUCCAGUUGGUUGCUGACGAGAUCGAGGAGCUCAACGCCGAUAAGCUCAAGCUGGAGGCGGAGAUCCAGCAAAAGGAAGCUAGCAUUAGGGUGAAGAACAACGAAUUAAAAAAUCUUCAGACUGAACUCGAUACCUUAACUUCCACCUUGCGUCAACUGGAGCACCAGAAGGGAGCAGCGCAACAGCGAUUAGAUGACCUCGGGAACCAGAAAAAACUCCUUGAGGAUGAGCGGAAAGAGGUGACGGCCUUGAUAGAGGCUGAGCAGGAGGAGGUCUCCAAAUUGCGUGCCCAAGUGGAGGAACAAGAAACCAGUCUCAAGGCACAAGAGGAUGAGGUGAUGUCCAAGAGGCAGGAACUGAAUGACCUCAAGAACCAAGAGAGCGAACUCGAGGAGAGUGUGACCUCGUUGAGAAAGAAGAUGGACCAGCUGGGAGUGACACAGCAAGAGACGCAGUUACAUAUAUCACAGGCUAAAAUCAAGAUCUCAGAAUUGCAAGACCAGGAACGGCACAUGACGGAAGUCUUAAUAGCCUACGACUCGGCAAUCUCUUCCGGUGACGCGUCGUCCUUAUCCGAAGCCUCGCUCAGAGACAUCACGCCCACCUUUAAUGACCCAAGCUACCUCCACAUAGGCCCCUCUCCGACAGAAAGUCCCAAGGACUCACCGAAAGAACCGACAACACCACAGGAAAAUGGUUUACCAUCUCAGGAGACAAAUAAAGAUGCAUUGAAAGCCAAAGAUACCUCGUUUUCUGGAGGGCACGAUCCAUUUGCGGCAGCUUUUGGUGGCCAGCAAAACAAUGUGGAUGUGUUUGCAUCAUGGGAUCACAAUCCAUCUCAGCCGGCCAACAACCCACCACCCGCUGGAGACCCAUUUGGAGGAGAUGCAUUCUCAGCUCAGACAAAGGCUGCCAAGGACCCCUUUGGCAACGAGCCCUUCAGUGCGGGUGGAGGAGGUGGUCCCCCACCGAGACCCGAGAGCCCGACCCCAGCACUCCCCCCCAAGAAGGCCAAGCAGCCUCCCCCCAGACCAGCUCCCCCCAAGACCCGGCCGGCCAAGCCCCCUCCACCCCAGAUCAACUCCAACAACAACCCCACCACCAACACCACCCCCAACAACCCCAACGCAGCCAACAACGCCAACUCGAACACAGGCAACGUGGACCCCUUUGCCGGAGGCUGGGGGGAUAACAAGACCCCCGCCAACGCCACCAACAAUGGGGGCUUUGCCGACUUUGCGAACUUUGCCGAUUUUGAUACCAAGUGUUCCAAGGUAGUCGUCGCCAGCAACCCAGCAGCAACAUCACCCUGGGGGGAUGAGGACAAGUUUACGUCAGACGCCAAGUACCCACCAUCGACAGAUGAGGACCCCUUCGGUUCUCCCUUCACGGCAACGAAGGCCAAUAUCAGAAGCACCGACAACUCCCCCUGGCCGCAGGAUGCCUUUGGCUCAUCAGGCUUUGGGUCAGACGAGGGGUUUGGAGACAAUUCGGUGUUUGCUGAUGACGAUCCAUUCUCCAAAGCUUCUGGAGCAGCUGAUCCCUUUGGUGGUGAUUAUGACCCCUUCAAGGAUCAGGGCUUCAAGGAUGCAGACAAAUUUUCCUGGGAAGAUGAGCCUGACCCCUUCAACACAAUGCCAGAGGAGUCCAGUGAGAGUGCUGUCAAGAUGCCACUUGAUAAUGCUCCCAAGACAGAUCCUUUUGGUUUUAGUAUGAGUGAGGAUGAUACAAAUGCCAAUUUAUCCACAGAGUUUUUCAGUGUAGAUCAGUUUAACGCAAACUUUGAUAACAACAAAGACAAACUUGAAACGAGCCAGAACACGCGAUCAAAGUCAGUCAUUGGGGAUCCCUUUGCUUCCCAAGUGAAGGAAACCAUACCAGUGCGGUCCAAGACGUCUCUCGGUGAGCGACGGCUUGCAGACUUUGACUUUGACCCAUUCUCGUCAUCUAAGGUAUCAAAUGCAGAGAAGAGCAAGUGGAAAAGUAACGAGGACUUGUUGAACGAAAACUUUGGCCUCAGCCGCAAUGAGGGUGGAUGGGGCUCGAAUAAUCUUGCGCCCACCAGCAAGACUUCCAGUCCCUUCAACAACAGUUUCCUGAACCAGUCCCAGCAGUCGGCGAGUGAGGAGGAACAGCUAGCAUGGGCGGCCAAA